CGCGCUUGCCGCUUCAGGCUAUUACCGAGUUUGGGCUCCGCAGAUUCCACGACGCGCCUUCCUAUGUACACCACUGCACGCCUUUCACGCCCACCACAUCGCCGCACACCCCCUGUUCACGUGCCAUUUUUGGGCUCAACAUAUCUUCGACACCAUCCACAACACCCCAGUUGCGGCCCUUGCCACCGCUUGCGCCCGAUACGCGCUCUCCACACGCGUCGCCCACGGCACGCUCCACCACGAUGCCUGCCCGCAAGCGCGCCGCGAGCGACAUGGAGGUGGAGGAGCCCGUCGAGACACCGAGCACGCUACAAAAGCUGCGUAAUAUGUGGCAGUUCGCAAACCUCGCACAGUACAUCUCUCUGUUCGGCGACGCAGUAAAGAUUGACAAAGACUUGGACAUCGAGGAGCUGGAGUCCGAGUGCCUAAAGCCCGGGCCGUCAGAAAAGCUUGCACAGCUCGGGCUGGCGCUUUUGAAGCAUGUGUCGUCGCACAAGGGCCUAACGUAUGCAGCCCACAUACCCUCCACAUGUGCACGUCUGACCCAGCCUAGACCAGCCAUCUUCGACGAAUACGCGCGCCGCCAGUUUGUCGCCAAAGCGCCCGAGCGCAAUCCCUUCGGUGAAGAAGAGGACCCCAACAGGUUUGACGACUUCGACGUCUGCACCAAGAUCCGCGUGCUGCAACAGCUCUCAACAUGGACGUUGAACAACCCCAACUCGAUACGGGAGAGGCUAGCAGCUCCAGAUAGCGAGCAAGCACUAUGGCGCAUGGAGCCAACCGGCUGGGACAAGGAAGAAAGAGCCCUCUUCGUCCUGGACGACAAUCGCAUGUAUCGCCGAACCGAACCUGCCCCGCCCGCCCCUCCACAGAAAGCCAAAGCCAAAGCCAAGUCCAAGCCAAAGGCGAAGCCACGAGGGACCCGCACCAGCAAGCGCCAAAAACAAUCAUCCCCGGAGUCUGAAGAGGAGCUCGAGGAAGAGGAGAAUGCUGUGGCCGUUCAAGAGCCUGAAGUGGUCGAAGACGAUGGGUUUGGUGGCAUGAAGUGGGAAUGCCUCUGCAUCACACUGGAGGACUACCGCGACUACCUCAGCAGCAUACGCAAAAGCCGUGACCUCAAUGAGAAGACACUUUACAAGCGCAUUGAAGAGGAUGUAAUACCAGUACUGGAAGGGCUAGCUGAAGAGCAGGAACGGAAACAAGCUCGCAAAGCCAAGGAACUCGAGAACCUUCAGAAACUCGCCACGGCGAAACGGUCGUCUCGCAUCUCAGCCAGGGUCGAGAAGCAGAAGGAGGUCGAAGAGGUCGAAGCUGCGGAACGCAGGAGGCGGGAAGAGCUUGCUAGGGCCAAAGCCGAGCAAGCGAAGCAGAAGAAGUUUGAAGAGGCGCACGACUCCCGCCGAAUGACACGAGAGCAGCGACUACGCGAGCGCGAGACCGCAAAGAUUCUCAAGGAAGAGGAGCUCCGCAAACUCCAAGAGAACGAGCAGAAGCUGGCUUCCAACAAUGCUCGCCUAUCCGAGAGACAUCUCAAGGCCAUGAUGAAGCAGCACGAAGCGGAUCUCAAGAGGCUCAACGAGGAAGAAGACUGGUUCUUUGACUGCGAGAAGUGCGGUGUCUAUGGGUCGAAUCUUAACGACAAUUCGCCUCAAGUCUCAUGCGAGACGUGCAACGUCUGGCAGCAUGUCAAGUGCCAUGGUAUCUCGGAAGAGGAUGUUGAGGAUUCCAAAUUCGAGUUUAUCUGCACUUCUUGCAAGCGCAAAGAGGAGGAAGCCAGCCAGCCCAAAUUGCCACCGCUUAAGUUGCGACUGACAUCGGCAUCGCCAGCUUCGCAACCAAACGGUGAAGGAUCUCUAGGCUUGACACGCCGUCUCGACUCUGUCUCAAUACCUGCGCCUCGGCACGGUCCGGCACAGACUCAACAACCUCACUUCCAACCUGCACAGCCUUGGGUAGAUGGACCCAGCCUGUCUCCGCGUGGUCAGGCUCUUGGUCCUCCUGGCAUCCAAAACUCAGAAGCUGCUUACGGGUCGUCGUCUCGUCUACCGGAUCUCAACUCAUCCCCCAUUCGACAGCGUCCAGCCUCAUCGUCGCGGCCCGCAGAAAGCUCAUUCCGAUCACACGGUCUCGGUUCGUCCCCACCGCCUUUCAACCUUCCGCCGGCGCCCACAAGUCCAUUUAAGAGCAUACGAAUGCCCCUUCCUCAACAGAAUGGUAGUUCGUUCGGUCUACCCAAUCCAUUCGGGCCAUCACAGCAUACGCCUGUCGCUCAGACCUUCAAUCAAAGCUUCAGCCAGAGCUUCAGCCGACCGGGUACAGCUGCUGGGCCUGCAGGUUCGCCGGUAAAGCACUCGCCUGCGAACUCUCCCCGCCCAGCAAAUGGCCUUCCGGUGGUGUACAACUUCAACAGCCCCCACUCUUCCUUUCCGCCCAGCUCCGCACAACGCCCCUCCUUCUCGCCCAUCAAACACAGCUCGCCAGCGCCGAUGCCACACAUGUCGUCGCCCGCGCCCGCGCCCGCGCCUGUCCGUAUCGCUCCAUCGCCUUCGCAGAUGCCAGCGCAAAUAUUGCCUGACGCCAUCCCUGCACCACUCAAGCACGAUGGUGCAAGGCCAAUGAGCAGCCACGAGAUGAGUGAGACGCCUAUUUUCCCGCCGAUCAAGAGCUUGAAUCCGGAUGCGAGCCCCCAAAUCCUGAGUCCGCCGGUCAAGAAGAGCAGUCCUUCGCCUGACAGGCAUCGUUUGGCGCCGGUUGGUGAGCAUGGAUUUGGACAUGGACUACCUCACCCGGCCAAGUGAGCGGAUAGCAUGUUAGCUUUCUCGUCUUCCAUUCGGAGUUUUUUUGAUGUUUCAGAGCUUUGUUCUGCGCAGUCUGGAUUACUGUUUGCAAGCGCAACGAGGCGUUACUGGAUGGUGGCCGAAAUACUUUUAGGUUCUGCAUGCAUGGUAUUUUAGAUUGCUAAAGUAAGCGGGCGGGUGGUGCUUGGAGGUGCGGUGAGCUGCGCCUUUGAUUCUUGUUACGUGUAUUACUACAUUGAAGAUAUACGAUGAAGUAAUUAUUUACCUCCG
This is a messenger RNA of Didymella exigua CBS 183.55, 3068 nucleotides long. RefSeq lists its product as uncharacterized. The transcript is spliced from 4 exons. Gene Ontology annotation, biological process: regulation of DNA-templated transcription. Lineage: Eukaryota; Fungi; Ascomycota; Dothideomycetes; Pleosporales; Didymellaceae. Gene Ontology annotation, cellular component: RSF complex. The coding region runs from base 243 to 2798 and encodes 851 amino acids. The record is from RefSeq and is a predicted model, not a curated record.